Molecule: messenger RNA, 569 nt
Organism: Phytophthora infestans T30-4
Lineage: Eukaryota; Oomycota; Peronosporomycetes; Peronosporales; Peronosporaceae
Exons: 1
Coding region: 40-426 (128 amino acids)
Source: RefSeq, a predicted model, not a curated record
GCCCUCCAGCCUUACAAAGGAACUCUUAAUUUCGUAACGAUGUCUGACUCGCCGUGGAACGCUGCCCCCGUGCCUGGCCAGGAGCCGCACCCGCCCAAGCCUGCUGCUACCCACGCGUCGCACACUUCGCACGCUAAAAAGGAGAAGGAGGAGCACGUCGUGUGGAACGCCGCGCCCAAGCCUAACGCCAGCACGGGCGAGAAGAUAAAGGACAAGACGCGACACGCGGUGGAGGAUGCCAAGGACUUCACGGCCAAGGUGACGGGCACUGUGGAGGGCUACAAGAACGACAGCGUGGCCAAGGUGAAGAAGAUCAAGGAGGAGAGGAAGGUGGCCAAGGAGGAGAAGAAGAAGGAGAAGAAGCACGAGAAGAAGGCCGAGGAGUCUGCCGGUGCCUGUGGUAUCUGCGGUUGCACCGUCAUGUAAUUUCAAGGUCAUGCCGGGAUCCAAAAUCAAUUUUUUACAGAUCAGCCGAGGUAGCAGUAGCUGUAGGCUCGUGUAGAAGCCCCCUCAUGGCUUUCGACGUUUGUUGCCUUAACCAAUAUGCCGUGGUCGUGCAUUGUCAUUUA